Messenger RNA from Cydia fagiglandana, 1600 nucleotides. RefSeq names its product zinc finger protein OZF-like. The coding region runs from base 1 to 1299 and encodes 432 amino acids. The record is from RefSeq and is a predicted model, not a curated record. NCBI's taxonomy places the organism in Eukaryota, Metazoa, Arthropoda, Insecta, Lepidoptera, Tortricidae. The transcript is spliced from 2 exons.
AUGACGUUCUUGGGUCCUACAGAUGUAUCUGCGACUUCAGCCGGCGAGUACGGAGUUAGCACGGCGCCUCUGUCCUCGCGCGCCAUGCAGCAGCUCGCGCUGGCGUGCUCCGUGAGGCUCGAGCGCCUCCGCCACUCCCCGCGCGCGAGCCAGCCAUCCGCAGCUGUUGAGCACCCGCCGGCGCAGCGGGUCACCCGCGCGAGGCAAGCCGAACUCGAGCGUCGCCGCGCCUCGGCGCACCAACCUAGCUUAAUCAGACAUAUAAAUAACCAACACACAGACAUAUAUUCAUGCAGAAUCUGUUCGCAAGAGUUCUCAAACAAAACUCUCCGCAAAGAACAUGAACACACUCACAUGGAACUAGGAACAUACAUUUGCGAUAUGUGUAAUAUAAAAUUCAGCCUGAAAUCAGUUUUAAUUAGUCAUAUUUUUAACUUUCAUAUGAAGAUAAAUGAAGUGUGCAAAGUUUGCAACAAAAUUGUUGACAAAACGUACAUAGAGAAACAUCAAAGACUUCACACUGGUAAAAAACCAUACAAAUGUAAGGUAUGUGGUAAAAAAUUUGCACUUGUUGAAUAUUUACUUUUACACAAAAGAGUUCACACUAGUGAAAAACGAUACAAGUGUGAAGUAUGUAACAAACAAUUGAAAUAUAAAAAUAGUUUAAACAAACAUAAAAAAAUUCACACCGGUGACAAAAGAUAUAGCUGUGAUCAAUGCGGCAAACGUUUUAUACAAAACAGCACUUUAACUGAACACAAAAGAGUUCACACAGGUGAGAAACUGUAUAAGUGUGAUGAAUGUGACAAAUUAUUUGGAUAUAGGAAAACUUUAAAUAAUCAUAAAAGAAAGCAUGCUCGAGGUGAUAUUUACAGCUGCAACUUUUGCGGCGAGAAAUUUCCACUAAUGAUACUUUUAAAUAAACAUAAAAAUAAGCAUGUCGGAGAGAAAGCGUUCGGCUGCGAAGAGUGUCACAAGAGAUUUAAGACUAAAUCUGAAUUAGAUUUCCAUAAAGCAACGCACAAAGCAGACAGACCAUACACCUGUGACAGGUGUGGUAAGCAAUUUAAACACAUAAAAAAUUUUGAUCAACAUAAAAAAACUCAUGCAGAAAAAUCUCACAGUUGUAAUGAAUGUAACAAGAAAUUCACACACAAGCAUCAGUUAAAUGCUCAUGUAAGAACUCACACUAAAGAAAAACCAUAUAUUUGUGAAAAAUGUGGCGCGCGAUUCGCUCAAAAUUAUAUUUUACAGAAACAUAAACAAAUUCAUUUUGAAAAGAUACCCGUGACUGAGUGAGUGUGAGAAAAUGAACUAAAGGGAUUCAUUAUUAUUUCUUUAUUUAUUUGAACUCUUAGCCUAGGUGAUUUAUAAUAUGAAUAUAAAAGUAAAAUCUAAAAACACUCACAAAACAUUAAAGAAUACAUGUAAACACAUUAUAAAAAAACCUAAACGGGCGGGGCUUGGCCCAAGCUGCAAGCUGCUGCUUGGCUGUGGUCAGGGCUGCAGAGAGAGGAACUGACGUACUAUACGCGCCGUAUCCUAAAUUACCGCCUUCUGCGUCUGACCCUUGAUCCAACCACCCAUUAUUAUCAUUACA